Molecule: messenger RNA, 1347 nt
Organism: Culex pipiens pallens (northern house mosquito)
Lineage: Eukaryota; Metazoa; Arthropoda; Insecta; Diptera; Culicidae
Exons: 4
Coding region: 292-1269 (325 amino acids)
Molecular function (GO): protein binding
Source: RefSeq, a predicted model, not a curated record
UGGUAAGUACUACUUAGGAUAAGUUCUGUCACCUAACAUCUGUCAACUGUCAAAUCUGUCACUUACUAACAAUAAGCUAAGUUUAGUUCAGGCAUGCUAAUUUUUCACGAUGCACCCAGCUUUUUGUGAAUGAAUUUGAAAGGAAAACACGUGUCGAAAAACGUAAACAAAUGAGUUCACUCAAGCACACUCACACUAAGCUGGGAAUGCAACUCGCAAAAAGAUUUGCAUCGGUUUGCGUGACAAGCGUUAGUGAGAGAAAGCAACUUGUUUUGAUUGAAUAAUUCUGCAAUGAUGCGUUCGACGAAAACUUCUCCAGCUCCAACCACAAUUGACGCUCUUCCCAGCGAGAUAUUGCGUAGGAUUUUUCGAAAUCUACUCUUUCGAGAUCGCAAAACGGCAUCGCGAGUUUGUCACCAAUGGUAUGAAAUCGCAAUGGAUUGCAACAGUAUCGCGUUUCAUGUGCGGCUUUACGAUACUAAGAAUACUUACACUAUCAGUGAGAUUAUGAACUGCAAACGACCGUACAAAUUCCUUCGGGUCUCUUACAAUAUGUUGCCAUCACGAAUAUUGAAUAAAUUCUCCAAUUUCGCGGAAACUUUGAGGAUAUCCUCCAUGAACGCAUACAUGGCAUCGGAAGAACAAAAUUUCUUGGGACAACUGUAUCGAUUGAAAAAUCUUAAGCGCCUAAUCCUCGAUUGUACCUUUGUUCCCGACAACUUACAAACUAACAAACACACCUGCAAUAAUCUGCGAGAAUUAAUUGCUUACGAAGUCUCAUUUGCGAAUUUUGUAAACUUCAACGACUUCAUUGCUGCAGCAUUCCCCGAACUCACCAAAUUGGUUCUUACCGAAUGCGACUUUGAUGUCCCGCUAAGAUUUUCGAACCUGCCAGCUUUAAAACAACUGGUGAUUGAAUGUGGAACCCCAUUCGACUGCACCCUGCUGAAAGACCUCGGAUCGCUUCCGAACCUUCACGCUUUCAAACUGAGCUGCUCGCAGCUCGACGGGAUCGAGCAGCGCUUCCAGCUGCAUCACAUCACGAAACUUGAUCUGACAGUUCGCGUGGGUGACUGUCAGCUGGUGCGAAUGGCGGAGAUAUUUCCAGCGCUGACCAGUUUGAAUGUGGCGGCUCGGGAAGAAUAUUUAAGCGCGGACGUUGAAGGGAGGGUUGUGGAAAAGUUGCCACGAAAUUGUGAGUUGAAGUUGCGAAAGUUGUCUGAUUUUGUAACGGACUUUACUAUCUCUGGUUUUAAUUACUUUGAGUGAGACUGUUUAACAUUAUCUGUUAGUUUUAAAGCAGCUUCCUGAAUAGAUUAACAAGAAACAAUAAAACUUCCUUUUAUA